GAUACCAAAAAGAUGGACUGUCCUGUCAAGUUCACAGUUCAUUAUCUCAUCAGAUUUCCUGAUUUCAAGAUUGAAGAGGACAAACAAUCAGCAAAAGAUAAAGUUUCCAAAGCCCUGAAGGAGGCACUAGCAAAAGAUCCGUCAGCGGUUAAGGCCGUUUGGGAAUAUCGAACACGCUUCCCAGCCAUGGACGACCAUAGAAACCACCCAACUGUUGGAAUGGUUGCUGAAUUGAGUCAGCCGGUGGAUGACAGAAUCAGACAACAGGUGGAAAAGAUCACCGAGGGUGGUGCCAAAACAGUGAGUGAGGUAAAGCACCACCUGAGCACAUUCAUCACCAAUGAGCUGUUCAGAGGCGAGACUCCUCCUCCUACAACACAACGGAAGUACUACCCGACUGACAGAGACCUGUGGAACAUUAUGGCGAAAGUAAAUGAUUCAACAAGGAAUUCAUCACAGGACCAAGCCAACCUGCAGAUUCUGUCCACAAGAUGGGCGCGGCAAGAGGACUGCAAGGUCAAGUUUCGCCCGAGUGAAGUCCUUGAGGAUGGUACGAAGACCAACGUCCUCUUCUGUUAUCAAACAGCAUGGCAGCAGAGAUUAUUACUUUUGUAUGGCCAGCAAAUGUGUCUGCUCGAUGCGACAUACCGCACAUGUCGUUACGAUCUCCCACUUUUCUUUCUGUGUGUAAGAACAAAUGUGUGCUACACCGUUGUUGGAGUCUUUGUCCCACACACAGAGAGGACAGUGGACAUCAGAGAAGCUCUCCAGGUCUUCAAGGACUGGAAUCCAGAGUGGAACCCCUCCCACUUCAUGGUGGACUUCUGUGAAGCAGAAAUUGGUGCCCUCGAAGAAGAGUUCCAAGAUGCCAAGGUACUGCUGUGUGACUUCCAUCGUGAAAAAGCAUGGGUGGAGUGGGUGCGCAAGAGAGAACAUGGUGUAAGUCACGUGCAAGCCACAGUACUUAACCUUCUGAGGGACAUUGCAGCUGCUGGCACAACUGAAGAGUACGAGAGAUGCCUGUCCCUGCUUCGAGAAUCAGAAGUGUGGAAGGAGAAUGAGAGGCUGCUGGCAUGGUUCUCCAAUAAGUGGCUUAAAUGUACUAAGAGGUGGGUGCAAGCUUUCAAGGAUGAAGAUCUGAAGGUGGCGAUUUACACCAACAACGGGGUGGAGAGACAAAACGAGACGUUGAAAUACUCCCACCUUGAUGGCCGUAAAAGGAGAAGCCUCACCGAGAUGAUCACAGUAGUCGUAACAGACUUCUUGGCGACAGCAUAUCGAAAGUACAUUCAACUGAACGUGGCAUACAGCUCGUGCUAUCGAAAAUAUCAUACCGACCUACCCACCUACCUUAAGGACAGGCCAAGAGGAGUUGUAUUGCAUAUCAUGGCAAGGUUGCAAGAAGCCCAGUCCUACGAGCAAGACGACAUUGUCUCCAUUGGCCCGGGAAUCUUUCAAGUCAAGAGCAGCAGCAAGCGCAGCCAACAACACACAGUCAACUUUGGAGCAACAUCUACCAACAUGCCAUCCUGCACAUGCAGAGAUUGGUUAAAGCACAAGUUGCCGUGUAAACAUUUCUGCUCAGUCUUCAACCUACAACAAGAAUGGGGCUGGGAGAAGCUGUCAGCAGUAUAUAGGGACAAUCCCCUCUUCUCCUUAGACAGUACACUGCUAUCUUCAAGUUCAAGCACCUGUACUUCAAGUGAGACGGAUGACAGCAGCAGUCCAUCAUUAACAUCCACAGCAGAUCCACCACCACCUUCUCCCACACCAUCACCAGCAGUACAUGGUGAGCUCCCUGUAAGCAAGCCGAAAAGAAGUAAACAACUGCAGAGGGAAUGUGCUAGCCUGCUGAAAGAAAUGACAAACAUAACGUACAAUCUUCAGGAUGAACUCUACCUCACGUCCAUGAAGGAGCAACUAUCAUGCUUGUUGGAGGAAAUGGUGGGACACUCAGCACAUGAUGGAACCUUCCGCGUCAGAAGCCCCCAAAAAAGGAAAAGGAAGAUGACUGAUAGCCAUGCACUACCAACUCUGCCUCCAAAACAUCCUUACUCAAAGAGGGUUGGCCAUCAUGCAGAUAUGAUGAAGUCUGCAUUUUGGGUCGAUGUCAGCCUGGAUGAUAACAUGGAGAAAGAGCAAGAGCUGGAGACAACAGUAGUGGCAGACAUCGAGGAAGAGCUGGAGACAACAGUAGUGGCAGACAUCGAGGAUGCUGAAACAACGGAAAAGGAUGAGGAGGAAUGGCUUAAGAUUAACAACAUCCAGUUGACAGAAGAAGACAGAAAGCUCUUGCAGCAAGAUGAAUGGCUUAACGAUAAGCACAUGAACUGUUCCCAGGGGCUCAUCAAGAAGGAGUACCCAUGCAUAGAUGGGUUGCGGGAUACAGUGGUCCUGCAGGCAGGUCAGCAACAAGACCCUAUCCCAGCACCAAAUGAUUGCAUACAAAUCCACAGCAUCGGACAACACUGGGUUGUGUCUACAACCGUUGGAGGGGGUACCGGUGUGACAGUGUUUGAUUCCCUAAGUCCAUCUAUGAAUGCUGAGCUGCGUAAGCAACUAGCUACAAUGUAUGGCAGUUUUGCUGAAGGGCAAGAUGGAGUAAUCCCUGUCACUGUCAAAUGCGUGCAGAAGCAGAACGGCAGUAACGACUGUGGAUUAUUUGCAGUCGCAAAUGCUGCGGCUCUGGCCGAGGAAAUAGAUCCAUCCACAGUACAGUUCAACCAAACGCAAAUGAGACAGCACUUGGAGAACUGCCUUGCGACAGAAUCGAUUAGCAUGUUCCCACAUAGUCAACGAAACGCACCAGACAACAACAUCAAGGAAACCAGCUAUCAGCUAACAAUAUAUUGCAUCUGCAACUUAUACAAGCCAGGACAAAUGAUCUCGUGUGAUAGAUGUGAUGGAUGGUACCACUGUGCCUGUGUCAAGUUGAGUAACAGUGAUGUUGCUGACAUUGUAGCAAAUAACCGGGAAUAUGUCUGUCUUAAGUGUUCCGGUCUCUCAUGUGGUCUCUAAUGAAAGGAAUACGGUAUGGUGAGCACACCAGCAGCGGAUUACUGUAGGACAGCUCUUGUCUGGACUGUACCAUCUGAAGUAGAAAGGAUCCAAACACUGCAUAUGUUAGUUAUUGUAUCAUUCUGAUUCUCGCAGCUCUGUCCCGUGCUCGCGUAUAACAACAUGCUUCGCCUCGUUCCAGCCAGACCCGCUUCUCCAGCUUUUCAGCUUCCCCCAACACCACGUCGCCCAUUACGUCCGCUCACCGGCUCAGUCCUUGACAAAGCCUUCGCGCGCUUGGUCAACAAAGCAGGAUUGCCACCCCGGUAUCACACCCUACAUGACUUGCGUCGAGGAGGCUACACCCUGGCCUUUGAGGCCGUGGUUCCACGCGAACUUCGCCGUCACCACGGAGACUGGAAAUCUGACGCCGAUCUCCUCUACCUGCAACUCACCAUGGCGCAACGGUCCCUGCUGUGCCACCGGAUUACCUAAUUCCGAUGCUACACACCUCCAUCUACCAUCUUCAAGUUUGGGCUUCUCGUUACACUCGACCUGGCCUGUGAUGUCUUUAUUUCCUGAUUAAAGACGUCAAUUGUCCAAACUUCUACCGACUUUGUCAUCCUGAGUGAGAUUAAUUAUGAGAGGAUAAGGCCCGGGGACGUUAUCCUCAAGAAUUUGGCCAUGUGACUAAUGACCAGGCAUGCGCAGUGCGGCAACAGAGCUUCGAACGAGAGACAGCUUCACCACCAUCCCUCCCCCGCAGCUAAAGAAUUGUAUAAACAUUCUGAACUUGAAUUUACAGAAACUGUCAAAAGACCUUACAAGCUGUCGAUCACCCAACUCUUGUUCACCCAAAACCGAAGGACUCUAGCACUUAUUGUUGAUAGAACACAGUGCAUGCAUUCUCGUAAUCAACCGCAGCCGAAGAACUGUUAUAUGAACUUUGACCCAUGAACUUGUCAUAUACAUGUAGGUAUGUUAGUUAAGCAAGCACGGUUCGACUCAACUUGCCGUAGGAGCACAAUAAGUUGCGGCUCAGCGUUACAUUCCAGAAGGAGUGACUCUCGCUGCCCGAAAUUCACUUGGCAGCUUUAGUUGUGUUAUACAUGUAGUACCAAAUUGCAAGUUACAUAUGUAGUUGACGUUAUCAAACUUUCCAUGCAAUUCCUCUGAGAAUCAAAGAGUUACAGUCGAUAACUGUCCAGUUCAAAAUGUUAUGAUAAACAAGAUAUUAUUCCGGCAACAUCGUGCCGAUUUCCUCUCCGUUGUUUGACAAGAGCAUGAUUCAUAGUUAAAUUUAGGUGUCAGUAACUUUGUUAUACCGCCAUGCACUUAUUUCAUGAGUCCAAUAGAAGACGUCCAGUAUUGUUAAACCGGACAAUCCUUUUUUCGCUUACACUGCAGUCUGCAAUAUUUCUUAAGGUGUUGCCAAGUAGUUGGACUUGGCCUGUGAUGUCUUUAUUUCCUGAUUAAAGACGUCAAUUGCUCAAACUUCUACCGACUUUGUUAUCCUGAGUGAGAUUAAUUUGGCCUGUAGACGAUGGAAACACACCUUACACACCUGUACAGAGUCUCACCUGGCCUGUAGACAAUUGAAACACACCUUACACACCUGUACAGAGUCUCACCUGACCUGUAGACAAUAAAACACACCUUACACACAUGUACAGAGUCUCACCUGGCCUGUAGACAAUGGAACACUGUUCAAACACACCCUUUGCUACCUCUACAGUGUCUUUCCAGGCCUGUAGACGAUGGAAACACUGUUCAAACACACCUUAGCUACCUCUACAGAGUCUCACCUGGCCUGUAGACAAUGGAACACUGUUCAAACACACCUUAGCUACCUCUACAGUGUCUUUCCUGGCCUGUAGACGAUUGAAAAACCCUUUAAUACACAC
Messenger RNA from Branchiostoma floridae (Florida lancelet), 4901 nucleotides. RefSeq lists its product as uncharacterized. NCBI's taxonomy places the organism in Eukaryota, Metazoa, Chordata, Leptocardii, Amphioxiformes, Branchiostomatidae. The transcript has 7 exons. Gene Ontology annotation, molecular function: zinc ion binding; DNA-binding transcription factor activity. The record is from RefSeq and is a predicted model, not a curated record. The coding region runs from base 13 to 3018 and encodes 1001 amino acids.